Molecule: messenger RNA, 1242 nt
Organism: Insectozyma verbasci
Lineage: Eukaryota; Fungi; Ascomycota; Pichiomycetes; Serinales; Debaryomycetaceae
Source: the annotation of a GenBank genome assembly
AUGUUUCCAGGCCAAGGUAGACAUACUUAUGGAGGUCAACAACUGAAUGAAUAUGCACCUCCUCCAGCUGCACCACCACCAAAUUUUAGUGGCUAUAAUCCACCUGCUCCUCCGUCUGGUUAUAAUUAUCAAGAAUAUCAAAGACCAAAUCAACCUCCUCCUUCGUCAGGUUAUGGUUAUCAAAGACCAGAUCAACCACCACCACCACAAAGUUAUAAUAAUCAAUCAAGUUAUCAACAAUAUGAUAGUAGAGGACAAUAUUCUAGGCCACCUACUCAAGUACAAUCUUUUGGUGUAGAAAACUAUAACUAUCUGUAUUCUAAUUGUUCAGGUCGUAAAAAAGCAUUACUAGUUGGUAUAAAUUAUUUUGGCUCACGUAAUGAAUUAAGAGGUCCAAUUAAUGAUGUUAAUAACGUUGAAAGAUUUUUAUUAACCCAAGGUUUCUCAAACGAUAAUAUUGUAAAAUUAACUGAUGAUCAACGUGUACAACGUGCUAUUCCAACAAGACAAAAUAUAUUAGAUGCAAUCCAAUGGUUGAUCAAAGGUGCUCAACCUAAUGAUUCAUUGUUUUUCCAUUAUUCAGGUCAUGGAGGUCAAACUGAAGAUCAACCAGAUCAAUACGGUAAUUAUGAUGAAGAUGACGGAUAUGAUGAAGUUAUUUAUCCUGUUGAUUUUGAAACUAAUGGUUUUAUAAUUGAUGAUUUAUUACAUGAUUUAAUGGUUAAAACAUUACCACAAGGUUGUAGAUUAACUGCAUUAUUUGAUUCAUGUCAUUCAGGUUCAGUCUUAGACUUACCUUAUAUGUAUUCUACAAAGGGGGUUUUGAAAGAACCAAAUGUUAUGGCUGAAGCUGGUCAAGGUUUAUUACAAAGUGCGAUGUCAUAUGCAAGGGGUAAUACGAUGGGUAUGAUUCAAGGUGUUGGUGGUAUUGUCAAAACUUUUAUGAAUCAAGGUAAAGCUCAAAAAGCUCAAGAAUAUUCAAAACAAACUAAAACUGCUCCCUGUGAUGCUAUCAGUUUUAGUGGUUGCAAAGAUUCACAAACUUCAGCUGAUACUCAAGAAAAUGGUGGUGCUGUUGGUGCAAUGUCGUAUGCAUUCCUUGCUGUAAUGCUGCAAAAUCCUAAUCAAUCAUAUUUAUCAUUAUUACAAAAUAUGCGAGGUAUAUUACAAGCAAAAUAUUCUCAAAAACCUCAAUUAACAUCAUCACAUCCAAUUGAUUGUAAUUUACAAUUUAUAUUAUGA